AGUGGAGAGAAACUCGAAUAGCGAGAAGAGCGCAUUCAGUCACUGAGCAAAGCGCCUCUCGGCUCCCCCCUCAGAAACGAGUCUGCUUUGACUUUUACUUAGAGCUUAACUCACAAUGUAAAACAACACUCAGCCGUUCUUAUGGUCUCCGAGCUGCGCUUUACUGGCUUAAUAUGAGUACUUUUUUCGAAGUGAGCCGAUGGGGAACAGUUUGGGACCUGCUAUCCACACCUUUUCUUCAGAUAUAUAUGUUCUCUAGGAUGCUGAACAGAGAUUUACCCACCUGCGAUACCUACAUGUGAGUCGCUACGUGUCACUGCUUUAUUGAGGCUGGCAUCUGGAAUCAAAGAGCGAGAAGUGCCCAUUACAAGAGGGUUAGGGACCUCAGAGUGACUUUCUGCUGGAGCUUCUCCAACGUCUGUUUGACUGAGAUGGUUUAUACUUGACCCAGGAGAGCCGGAAAGAGGGGUGAACGGAGGUCAGCAAAGUCGAGUGGAGGCCACGUUGCAAAUACGUCAGGAGUAAUAGCAGGAUCGUCUGGACGUUUGACGUAGUGACCUAACAGAUGGCACCACGCCUACAAUACCUGCUUUGUCACUAAGAAAAAGACGGUGUGGAUAGGAGGGGCAGGAAGGGAGUUUACCAUCUUCAUCCCUCAGAUUGUCCUCACACCUGUUCAGAGGGAAAGCUGCUCGAAGCACGAGUGCUGGCCACUCCACAGGGGGAGCUCUGAGGCUCAGCUAUGAGUGCAGCUGAGAGUUCACACUGGCGGAUGACACCCACCAUUCAGCCAGCAUGGUGAGCAAGGUCUCUGUAGUUUACAUAUCCCUGGAGCUGCUGAUCGCACUGCUGGCCGUGGCUGGAAAUGUGCUGGUCUGCUGGGCCGUGUGCCUUAACAGCAACUUGCAAAGCAUCACCAACUUCUUUGUGGUUUCCCUGGCCGUGGCCGACAUCGCAGUGGGGCUCCUGGCUAUCCCCUUCGCCAUCACCAUCAGCACGGGCUUCUGCAGCAACUUUCACGGCUGCCUGUUCAUUGCCUGCUUUGUGCUGGUGCUCACGCAGAGCUCCAUCUUCAGCCUGUUCGCCAUCGCUGUGGACCGCUAUAUCGCCAUCAAGAUCCCACUGAGGUACAACAGCCUUGUGACGAGCCAGAGAGCCAAAGGCAUCAUUGCGGUGUGCUGGAUUCUGUCAGUGAUCAUCGGACUGACUCCUAUGCUGGGCUGGAACAUGCGGGCCACAAACGUCACUAACAGCUCUUGUCCUGCUGGCAUGACGGAGUGCCUGUUUGAGCAAGUAGUCAGUAUGGACUACAUGGUUUACUUCAACUUCUUUGGCUGCGUCCUCAUGCCGCUGCUGGCCAUGCUAGUCAUCUACGUGCGGAUAUUUUUGGCCGCACGCCGACAGCUCAGGCAGAUGGAGCAGAAGCUGUCGCAUGGGCAUUCUCACAGCGACAGCUCCUCAACCCGCUCCACACUGCAGAGGGAAGUCCACGCUGCCAAGUCUCUGGCCAUAAUAGUGGGCCUCUUUGCCCUGUGCUGGCUACCGCUGCACAUCAUCAACUGCUUUACGCUGUUCUGUCCCAAAUGCGCCCGCCCUCCAGUCUGGAUCAUGUACCUGGCCAUCAUCCUUUCACAUGCUAACUCGGUGGUGAACCCAUUCAUUUAUGCUUACCGCAUCCGAGACUUUAGGCACACUUUUCGCCGGAUCAUUCGGCAGCACUUCCUUGGACGGCAUGACAGGUUGCGCAGUGGCAGCAUGGCUGCAGGAAACAUGACUACCUCUAUUGGGAUUAGUGUCGUGGAUUCCUCGUUUGGCACUCUCGCUAAUGGCAACGUGCUGAAUCACAGUCCCAGGCAUAGUCCCAUUCCAGGUAAUGACCGUGAAAUGUUAAAGGAAAUGCAUUCCACAGGUAGCCUGUGGAGGCCGAGGUCAGACCUUUCGGAAACAGACCACAGCUCCAACGGGCUUCACUCAGUGGAGCGUGCUCUGUCUGCCCAGUCGAAACUUUGCUCACUAGGAUGUUCUGAUCACAUUGGUGAUGAACUUUCUUCUAAUAAGAGCAACUCUGAAAUCAUGGUGGUGAAGGACUGUAGCAUUAUCACCAAUGUACAUUUCUGCUCUCUCCCCACAAGGACAAAUCACUCAGUGGAGCUGGCUGAGGUGUCAUGACAGACUCUUUUUCAUGUUAACUGCUGUUACUGUACAUGUUAGCUGGGCUAAACAAACACAGUCUCAUUUGACCUACACACAGCCUAUACAUCUGACCUUGCCACUGACUUUUCCCAAAUCAGAAUGUCACUGGUGUUGAAGUGAGGGUGACCUAAUUCUCGUUACUAUCUGGAGCCGGAUGAGGCAAUUGGUAUGUGUACCUGCUCUGUAUCUGUGGGAACUGAGUGAAUGUGGCCACUACAUUCCAACACAUCCCUGUGCUGUGGAGUUAUCUGAUGGAACGAAUUCAGUUCCAACAUUCCACACAGUCGGAACCCCUUUUGUCCAACAGUGUCUGAGGUUUAACUGAAACACUGCUACAGUUCACUAGCAUUGCAUUGCCACUUACAUUUCUGAAAACAUGGGUGCCAGAAAGGGUUCUCUGAAGCAAUGGCAUAGAAGAACCAUCUUUGGUUCUCUAAAGAAGCUUUUAAAGGGCAAUUUUUUGAAAAUUAGAUGUAAGAGUGGGAAGAACCUUACAAAAACCAUUUGAAAACAGUUAGGGCUGUCAUGAUUACUGGUCUUUAAUCAGUUGCUUUAAACAAAUCCAUUCAAAUUUACAUUUGGCUUAAUAAUUAUUUUGCAAUUUGAGUGCAAAACAUCUCAUUAUAAAGCCAUGUUCAGUAGUCUGAACUUUCUUUACAAGGGGGUGCUAUUAGCACUCGAAUCACUUUUGUGAACAUAUCAUAAAUAGAGGAAACCCACACCAGUAGGAUCUUAUGAACGCACGUUUGUAGUUACAAAUUUCAUGUAUAUGAAGUAAAAUUAAAUGUUUGCAGUAAAUUAUGUUUAUGAUUCCUUGGUUAAUUGUCAAAAUAAUCCCUAGAUUACUCAUUUACUAAUAUCAUUGAUAGUGACAGCCUUAAAAACAUUUAAAAUAAAUAAAAAUCCAGGCCAAGAACUAUUUAGGAACUUUUAUUUUGAAGAGUGUAGCCUGAAUCAAUACAAAAUGUAAGAGCACAAAAGUUUCAAAUACUAAUACUUUAUCCAUUCAUUUGAAACUGUUGACCAAAACAAACAAACAAAUAAAUGGCUUAACUUUAAAGGUACUAAGCAUCAAAACAUUUUUACUUGUAUCCCUCUUAUUUGUUCACAGUCAGUUCCUAAUGCAUGUGGUGCAGUCGUAAGUGUUGUAAGCCGAACUUACAAAAAGACCUUUUCAUUCUUAUCAUUAAUAACCUAACUGAUAAAUGUCCAUCCUUAUCGUUGAUAGUCCUAAUGCAUGCUCUGCAUGCUGUAUCAUUCAACUGCACCACCAGUUUAAGAGGCAAAGGGCCAGACAGAGUCUCCUCUAAUGUGUAUAAACCAUCCCAGACAUUUUUGCCCUACAAGCUGGAUACCUCAGCCUUCUUGAAGUCUCUUAAAUGUGGCCAUGCAUAUGCGCAGUUGGUGGAGUACAUCAUGAUGGUGCGGAGAAGGUCUCUCCUUUUUUCCCUGUCAAUUUUUUCCAUUUGCUUCACACAGAACAUGGGAUCUCGGUGAUAAGGUGCUUCUGUACACUUGUAAGUGGUACUUUUACUGGGUGAACUGUUAAGAACGUUGUGUCUUACUUGAGUUACAGUAAGAGAAACCCAACUCAGCACGAAUUCCUCAGUUGCUGAUUUCACAUGCUGCUUUGACAAAACUCUUGACAUUUCCUCUUCCGUGUGCACAACUGUCUCAUACACUAUUGAAUGUGAAGCAUGUCUCUUGGUAGUUCUGAAUUUUACUAAAUAAAAACAGCUUAAAACAAAAACUUCCCUAAUCAGCGCUGUCUGUGUAUGUCAUCAGGAUGAUUACCGGUAACGUAUGUUGUCAUCAUGUUAAAACCUUGUAACUCUAUUUAUUUCUUUUUUAAGCCUGUUUUACUCUAUUUCAAAAGGCCAGCUGCCAUUUACACUGUGACCAUUUAAUGAGUUGUGUGUUAGGAAACAAAAUGUCAAACCAAGUGGCAUUUAUUACAGCACAUUCCUAGACUUUAUUGGUUUGGAUUUUCUCAAGUAUUAUUUCUAAAAGCAGCCGGUGUGUUUCAGACUGUUAUCGUUGGAGCAUUAAUGUUCUUGAUCCCAUCAAUGCACACAAGCUCACCAACACCACUGGGAAAAAAACAGCCCCAGACCAUUCUUAGCCUUAUCACCAUCCUGAAGUUUUAGUUGAUAAUUAAUUGCCACAUAAAUAAUUAUGAUCAACAAUUGUUAUUUUUUGUCCUUGUGUGCAACUAAUGAAGUACAAGCCUGAAGAGGGAAAACUGCCAGACUAGCUAUGUUGCUUUCUAGCUGUAGAGACUUAGUUGCGUUGCUCUAUAACUAAAUGUUUGGUAAAUGUUUGAUACAACAGGCCAUUCUCACACUUCCACAUUCUAGCGACAGCCCUGGUGGAAAAGCGAAAAGCGACACUAUGAAAAGUGAAACAUGCAACUUCAUUUAUAUAUAUAUAUAGCUGCUGUCGGAAC
Colossoma macropomum (tambaqui) is the source of this 4639-nucleotide messenger RNA. RefSeq names its product adenosine A2a receptor b (gene adora2ab). The coding region runs from base 796 to 2169 and encodes 457 amino acids. NCBI's taxonomy places the organism in Eukaryota, Metazoa, Chordata, Actinopteri, Characiformes, Serrasalmidae. Gene Ontology annotation, biological process: G protein-coupled adenosine receptor signaling pathway; adenylate cyclase-activating G protein-coupled receptor signaling pathway. Gene Ontology annotation, molecular function: G protein-coupled adenosine receptor activity. The transcript is spliced from 4 exons. Gene Ontology annotation, cellular component: membrane. The record is from RefSeq and is a predicted model, not a curated record.